Molecule: messenger RNA, 1183 nt
Organism: Panicum virgatum (switchgrass)
Lineage: Eukaryota; Viridiplantae; Streptophyta; Magnoliopsida; Poales; Poaceae
Product: transcription repressor OFP8-like
Exons: 1
Coding region: 29-1030 (333 amino acids)
Biological process (GO): negative regulation of DNA-templated transcription
Source: RefSeq, a predicted model, not a curated record
UGGCCGCCGAUCCGAUCCUCCUCUCCAGAUGGCGCUCCCUCUUUUUAAGGCCCCUCUCUCCAUUUCUCGCCGCAGCACACACACCCCGCCGCCUCCAUCUCCUCCUCAGCCCUACCCUUGCACCGCACCACCACACAGUACACGCGAGCACAGCCUCCUCCUUCCCCGUCAGAUCAGAAGUUCAGAAGGCGGCCCGGCCCUCUCCAUGAAGGUCCUGAUGUCGCGCCGGCGCGGCGCCGCCGGCGGGCUGCGCAUCAAGAAGAAGGCGCGCGGCUUCAUGUGCGGCUGCGGCGGUACCAAGGCCGUGUCCGUCUCCGACGGCUCGGACAAGUCGCCCAUGGCCACGCCGCAGACCGCCGCGUCGACCGACACUCCUAUUACGGCGACGAUGUCCACCACCACCACCGCGACGACGCCGAAGGCUAUGAGGAGAAGAGCCGGCGGGGGCAGGCCGCCCGCGACGACGUCCUCGGCGGCCACGGAGGUCCCGUCGUCACUCUCGUCCUCGUCCCUGUACGCCGACACCACCGACGACGGCCCCAGCAGCAGCAUGGACAGCAGCACGCCCAGCCUGUCCGCGCUCCUGCGCCAGCUCGGCGAGCUGGAGCGCAGCGUCCGCUGCCUGCACGCCGGCGCCGGCGGCGACGGGGCGGGAGCCGGCGGCGCCAGGCAGGGCCGGCGGCACCGGCGGGCGGCGAGCGAGGGCGGCGGCGGCGGGUCCGGGCGCGUGGAGGAGAGCGUGGCGGUGGUGAAGGAGUCGGCAGACCCGCUGGCGGACUUCCGGCGGUCCAUGCUGCAGAUGAUCGUGGAGAAGGAGAUCCUGGGCGGCGCGGAGCUCCGGGAGCUGCUGCACCGGUUCCUGUCCCUGAACUCGCCGCGCCACCACCACCUGAUCCUCCGCGCCUUCGCCGAGAUCUGGGAGGAGGUGUUCGCGGGGCACGAGCGCACGCCGGACUUCCUCGCCGCGCACCGCAGGAAGAAGCAGCAGCAGCACCUGGCGGCGGCGGCGACGACGACGCGCGGCGCUUAAUUCGGUCGCACCUGCUAUUGCUCGGUCGAUCCGUCCACCCCGGCCGUCGAUCGCUCCUUCGUUUUUCCAUCUGUUUGGUUCAUUGGUUUCGUUUCGUCAAGCGUGUGUAUGUACAAACAAUUUUUCCAUCUGAGAAUCCAGAGUUCCAGAGCA